This is a messenger RNA of Peniophora sp. CBMAI 1063, 1035 nucleotides long. The record is from the annotation of a GenBank genome assembly. Lineage: Eukaryota; Fungi; Basidiomycota; Agaricomycetes; Russulales; Peniophoraceae.
AUGGAAGGUUAUUCUCGAGCUGUGGCGCGUGUGGGUGCUGCUCUACGCGCGCUGAAGGGAGCUCCCGAGUCCUCGCAGGUAGAGUACGCGAAGGCUUUCAUUGUAGAAAUUUGGAAUGCACGCACUAUGCGCCGAGAGCAUAACCUCCCGCGCUUAACUUUCAUCUACGCACUUACUCAGAUGGUUGCCCGCUGCAAGCCUAAGAAGCCCACAGGGCCUGACCCCGACCUCGAUAUAGAGCGCUUCGUGAAAGAAAUUGGGGCAUUUGAGAUGCCUUCAUUGGAGAACUUGGAAUUAUUGGGGAACUGGGGAGAUCUGGGCGAGGAUCAAUGGUGGUCUCUGCUUCCAACGAGUAAAGCCAAACAUCCUUUGUACCCUGCAUCAUCUGGUCCCGACAUUCCUCCCUCUUCUGCCUCCCCUUCAGUCUCAGUCUCACGUUCUACACCUGUGAUUGACCCGUCAUUAGACAGUCAUUCUCUCAACGACAACCUUGAUGAUGUUCGUCCCGAUGCUGAUACGGAGUACAACGAUGACCUUGAGCCGGGAGAAAUCCCAGAGGCACACAUAUCACCAGUACUGGAUCGCUCACCCCUUAUUCCAAGAAGACAGCCGGUCGCUACCAGUUCAGCCCCACGACCUCCUGUGCCACAAAAGCCUACAAAAUCCCUUGUGCCUUGUAAACGUCCGAAUACUGGUGAUGACGAACAGCUUACCAAGACCGCCAAUCGUUAUUUGAGCCUGCAGAGAUCAAACAUAUCACGCUCUAUGAAGGACCCAACAAAGCCUUUACAGUGCCCACUUGGUCUCUCCGGCAGAGAUGUGCGCCCUGGCUGUGUGAUGCAUCGAAACCGACAUCAAUUGCUGAAUCAUCUGGAAUCUGCUCAUACCGCCUUCGUCCGUUUCAAGAACCAGGCGCUCAGCAGCAAGCAAAAGGGCAAAGAGCGCAAGAAGAUUCUGAACAUGUACCUGGAUGAUGAAAAUGCCUUUCUGGCGUUCGUUGAGACAAUAGUCCUGAGUAAGACUCCCUUGGUAUAG